Olea europaea var. sylvestris is the source of this 2677-nucleotide messenger RNA. RefSeq names its product copal-8-ol diphosphate hydratase, chloroplastic-like. Gene Ontology annotation, molecular function: terpene synthase activity; magnesium ion binding. Lineage: Eukaryota; Viridiplantae; Streptophyta; Magnoliopsida; Lamiales; Oleaceae. Bases 412 to 2556 code for a protein of 714 amino acids. Gene Ontology annotation, cellular component: chloroplast. The record is from RefSeq and is a predicted model, not a curated record. Gene Ontology annotation, biological process: gibberellin biosynthetic process. The transcript is spliced from 16 exons.
UUUCCUUCUUCAGACACAAUUUAUACAAAAUGCAGGCUCUUUUUAGUCACCAGCUCGCUUAUUCUUCACUGGUGUCUCAUAUAAAAUUGUCGUCUCCAAUACAGCAAACUCUGCCACUGCAACAUGUCACAAAAAAUCAAUACAGAAAAGCAAAGUUUCAGAAGAGUUAUGCUACAUUAACAGGCCAACAUGAUUAAUGACAGGGGGCCAACUGGACCCCUGUGAUGGCGGGAGAAACUAUCACGAACAGGACAUUUCCUGUCUGGGACAAUCGAUAUACAAGUACAUAGCUUAAAUCACAAUAUCCAUGAUAAACACUUGCUCAACGUUGCAAGUCGAGAUAGAGAUAUUAAUCCAUCACAAGUACUCGAAAAAGAUGGCUUGGAAGAGGAAGCCGUUAAGGCAAAUGAGAUGCAAGAUCAAAUUGAAUGUAUUAGAGAAAUGCUGGGUACCAUAGGAGAAGGACGAAUGAAAGUCUCGCCCUAUGACACAGCAUGGGUUGCUCUCGUUCCGGCUCUUGAUGGAGAUGAUAGGCCCCAGUUUCCCGGAAGUCUUCGAUGGAUUGCAGAUCAUCAACUAUCUGAUGGUUCAUGGGGUGAUGAGCUCGUAUUCUUAUCAUAUGAUCGUCUCCUCAACACUAUAGCAUGUGUAGUUGCACUAAGAACAUGGAACAUUCAUCCCGAUAAGAGUGCAAAAGGAAUAACAUUUAUCAAGGAAAACAUACAUAAACUUCAAGAUGAAAAUGAGGAUCAUAUGCUCUGCGGAUUUGAAGUUGUAUUUCCGGCGCUUCUCCAAAAAGCCCAAAACUUGGGCAUUGACAACAUUCCUUUUGAUGCUCCGAUCAUGAAGGAGAUUUAUGCAGCAAGAGACAGAAAGUUGAAAAGGAUACCAAAGGAUCUCAUGCACAAUGUACCAACAACUCUACUGUAUAGUCUGGAAGGACUACAAGAUUUGGACUGGGAAAAACUCUUGAAGUUGCAGACACCAUUAGGAUCCUUCUUAACAUCUCCAGCCUCCACUGCAUUUGCACUUAUACAGACUAAAGAUGAAAAAUGCUUCCGAUAUCUGGAAGAUAUCGUCAAGGAAUUUCAAGGAGGAGCGCCUGCUGCUUACCCAUUUGAUUUGUUUGCACGACUCUGGGCCAUUGAUCGAGUACAAAGGCUAGGAAUUUCCCGCUUCUUCACUCCUCAAAUUAAGGAUUGCUUAGAUCACGUCUACAGAUAUUGGACAGAAGAUGGAAUCUUUGCUGGAAGAUUCGCAAGAUUUUCUGAUGUUGAUGGGUCAUCCAUGGGGUUCAGGCUCCUAAGAUUGCACGGAUACAAGACUACGCCUGAUGUGUUGAAGCAGUUCAAGAACCAUGACAAGUUUUCUUGUUUUGCAUGUCAAAUGAUUGAGUCACCAACCCCAAUAUACAAUCUCUAUAGAGCCUCACAAGUUCAAUUUCCAAGAGAAAAAAUUCUAGAAGAAGCUAGAGAAUUCUCAUGCAGUUUUUUACAAGAAAGACUAGCAUCCAAUAAAUUUCUAGAUAAAUGGGUAAUAUCAAAGCAUCUUCCUGAUGAGAUAAGGAAAGGAUUGGAAAUGCCGUGGUAUGCCAGCCUACCUCGUGUGGAGGCUAAAUAUUAUAUAGAACAUUAUGGUGGUGAAGAUGAUAUAUGGAUUAGCAAGACAUUGUACAGGAUGCCUGAUAUCAGCAACAAUAAGUAUCUUGAGCUUGCAAAAUUGGAUUUUAAUAGAUGUCAGGCACAACAUCAAAGAGAAUGGUAUUUUUUGGAAGAGUGGUAUGUAAAUUUCAAAUUGCAAGAACUUGGGAUAAGUAAAAAGGACCUUCUUCUUGCCUAUUUCUUGGCAGCUGCAAAUAUAGUUGAGCCAGAGAGGUCAAAUGUGAGACUUGCAUGGGCUAAGUCUCAAAUUAUUAUUAGGCUAAUGACAUUUUAUUUCACUAGAGAAACUAACACCUUGGAGGAAAGGAUUGAUUUACUAUCGAAAUUCAAAAACUUCAAGUGCAUAGGAAAAAGGAAAAGCUAUAAGACUGGACGAAGAAUACUUGAUAUUCUAUUAAAAACCCUUGACCAACACUCUAUAGAGACACUGGAAGAGCAUGACAAAGACACCAGCCACAAACAGCAUUGUGCUUGGGAAACAUGGUUGUCGAAACUAAACAAUGAAGAUCUUGAAUACAACGACGAAGCUGAGCUCCUAGUACACACAAUAAACACUUGUGCUGGCUAUAUGGUUUCUGUGGACAUGUUGCAGCAUCCAGAAUACAAGAAGUUCUCCAAGCUCACAAACAAAAUCUGUCAUCAGCUUAAAGAAUAUCAAAAUAACAAGGUACAUGAAAUGGGAAACAGAGACAAAGUAACUCACGGCAUCAAAUACAAGGAAAUUGAAACUGAUAUGCAGGCACUAGUGCAAUUAGUCCUUGAAGAAACCAAUGAAAUUGAUUCAAAUAUCAAGCAAACAUUUUUAAUGGUUGCAAAAACUUGUUACUACACGGCCUUCUUUGAUCAAGAAACCAUUGGUGUCCACAUUUCCAAGGUAAUUUUUGAAAGUGUGUGACAUAGUGAUUGGCAAAUCUAUGUAUGAAAAUUAGUUAGAAAAAAGUGUUAUCUUUUUUGUAAGUUGUAUUACUUGCAGUAAUAAAUAAAGUCUCGGAAAUGUAAUUUCUAAUAUUUUCUUU